This is a messenger RNA of Diorhabda carinulata, 4889 nucleotides long. RefSeq names its product fibril-forming collagen alpha chain-like. The transcript has 17 exons. The record is from RefSeq and is a predicted model, not a curated record. Lineage: Eukaryota; Metazoa; Arthropoda; Insecta; Coleoptera; Chrysomelidae. Bases 88 to 4710 code for a protein of 1540 amino acids. Gene Ontology annotation, molecular function: extracellular matrix structural constituent.
GAUUCUCUUAGACUUUAUAGUGCGGUCCCUGGAACGGGGCACACGAUAUUCGGGGGGCGGUCGAGCCCUUAUAGUGUUUUUACAAGUAUGAAUUUCAGUACGCGCUUGAGUGUAGUCCUAUUGGCGUCAAUAAUCCUUAGUCCUUCGGCAUUAGCUAGAUCGAGGAGCCAACACAACGCCAAAGAGGACCCCCAAUCGGAUGAACCGAAUCAAAGCGAUAUACAAAAUCAAGAUCCCAACAACGAAAUCGACGAUUAUGAUAAAUUAGAAGAUUACGAAUACUACGAUGAAACAGAAACAAAAAGACCGACAUCGUCCGUACCGAUAUAUUCCACUACUCGUAUUCCGAUAACGACUCCUCAACCGGAAAACGAACGUCCCCGUACCCGUUACCCGGAAAGAACGACCGAAAUAUUCGUUCAACCCGAUGACGAACAUCCCACGCCCCGGAACCCCGGAGCUACGGGCACCGUAGACGUUCACGUGAUUCCCCCAACGACCGAUAAAGUUUUUUCGUGUAUCCAGGAUAAUAGAGUGUACCAGGACAAGGAUAAAUGGAAAGUAGGCGAUUGUACCGAAUGUAACUGCGUUAGAGGUAAGGUGCAAUGCGCCACUGAUGAUGUCUGCCUUCAAAACCACGCCACUCCUGUAGAAGGACCUCAAGGAGAGCACGGAGAACCUGGAGAACCGGGAAUACCUGGUGAUCCCGGAAUGCCGGGUAGUCCAGGUUAUCCGGGUAUACCAGGACCGCCGGGACCUCCGGGACCUUUACCGGAUUUAUCAGCUUUUUACCAUCAAUUAGCACAAGUUCAAGCUAGCGGCGAUAAAGGUCCGAGUUAUCCAGAACCUUUCCAAUACCUUCAAGCACAAGUCGGACCUGUGGGAUCUAGAGGACCUCCAGGACCGCCAGGUCCUGCGGGACCACAAGGUUUUCAAGGUCUCCGAGGGGAAACUGGCGAAACUGGUCCCAGUGGACCACCCGGUCCGCCUGGGCUCAGAGGACCUCCAGGACCGCCCGGAAAAGACGGUGAAAGAGGAGACGACGGCGAACCGGGAGCAGUAGGACCUCCGGGUACUACAGGACCUCGAGGUUUACCUGGUAUGCCCGGUUUACCGGGAACAAAAGGACAUCGAGGAUUUCCGGGUUUAGAUGGUAGUAAAGGAGAACAAGGAGCUUGGGGUGAGAAAGGCGUUCAAGGAGUAGCAGGUCCAAUGGGUCCCAUCGGUCCAAUGGGUCCGGCGGGUCCAAGAGGAGAAAGAGGAAGAGAAGGACCACCCGGACCGCCUGGAUUAAGAGGAAUCGACGGAAUUGCCGGCCCACCAGGUUUACCAGGUUCCAUUGGAAAACCGGGAUCUCCUGGUUUCCCCGGAAGCCCGGGAGCCAAGGGAGAUCAAGGCGGUCAAGGUCCUAAAGGAAGUCAAGGAUUUCAAGGUCCUAGAGGUGAGUCAGGUAGACCGGGUUCUCCCGGUGAAUCAGGACCGCCCGGACCUGCAGGGAAAGAUGGAUAUCCCGGUGAAAAAGGAAACACCGGAGCACCGGGGAUAAUCGGACCACCGGGUUUUCCUGGAGCAAGAGGUUCACCCGGAUUAUCCGGAAGUCCAGGUCAGCCAGGAGCUAAAGGGGCGUCAGGACUUCCCGGAGAACGAGGAUACAAAGGAGAAAGCGGUUUGAAAGGUGAAGUAGGAUCCCCCGGACCAAGAGGACUUCCCGGGCUAACAGGGCCUGAAGGUAAACGCGGUAAACGUGGUAUGAGAGGUCCGCCCGGCGCUCAAGGUCCCGUUGGAGAAAGAGGACUUACCGGAGUAAGAGGUCUUCCCGGACCGGACGGAGCGCCGGGUCCUAAAGGGCAAUCGGGUGAACGUGGUGCUAUCGGUCCCGCUGGCUCUAGAGGUCCUCAAGGUGAACCUGGUCGACAAGGAGCUCCGGGCUUACAAGGAAUUAGAGGUAUAACUGGUCGUACAGGAUCGCCCGGGAAACCUGGGUCUCCAGGAGAAAGAGGGUCGCCAGGACAAGACGGAAAACAAGGAGAACCUGGACCGCAAGGUAUUCAAGGACUUCCAGGACCUUUGGGAGCUCCAGGAGAAAGAGGAUUAGCAGGUGAACCGGGAAAAGAUGGAGAGCCCGGACCUCAAGGUCCAGCCGGUCCAAGAGGUGAUGCCGGCAAAGAUGGUAGUAUCGGACCGCAAGGACCACCUGGACCUCCUGGUAUUGACGGUGAACGUGGACCACCGGGAGUUGGCGGACCAAGAGGUUUUCAGGGACUUCCCGGAGCUAUGGGUAAUCCCGGUCAACCGGGGAAAGACGGAGAACCGGGACCUCAAGGUCCUAUAGGCGCUCCAGGACCACAAGGACAAAGAGGCGAACGAGGUUUUCCCGGUGAACGGGGACCUGCUGGUGUACAAGGUUUGCAAGGUAUCAAGGGAUCUGCAGGAGCUCAAGGCGCGGAUGGACCUCCCGGUCCUGACGGAAGACCAGGAACCAAAGGUCAUCCGGGUUUACCAGGUGCCAUAGGAUUACCCGGAUUAAGAGGACAACCGGGCCCACAAGGAGAAAAAGGAGAACACGGAUCCCCCGGACCUAUCGGACCGGAAGGUCCUCCAGGCCGUCAAGGUGAACGAGGAUUAACGGGACCGGGAGGACCGCCCGGUCCACCGGGCGAACCUGCAGCACCAGGAGAUCCGGGACCACCUGGAGUAGCAGGUGAACAAGGCGCACCAGGCGCGACGGGAGAAAGGGGUCCAUCAGGACCUCCAGGACCUCAAGGAUUUCCGGGACCGCCGGGAUUAAUAGGAUUACCUGGACUUAAAGGAGAUAGAGGAUUUACUGGUUUGAAAGGCGCUCAAGGUAAUCCAGGUCUGAUAGGUAGACCUGGUGAACCCGGACCACAAGGUCCCGUUGGUUUAACGGGAGCGAAAGGCGCUAGAGGAGAAUCUGGACCUAGAGGAGACGCUGGACUUAUGGGCCCUCCUGGGAGAGCGGGAGAGCCUGGACCAGCUGGACUUCCCGGAAGUGUCGGACCGCCAGGAGCUCAAGGACUUCCGGGUAUAAAGGGUUCGACAGGUGAUGUAGGUAGACAAGGCCUACCUGGGCCACCCGGUAUAGCAGGACUUCCGGGAUUAGAAGGAGCUAAGGGAGAAAGAGGAAAUGAAGGAUCUCCCGGUUCUAUUGGACCGAUCGGACCGCAAGGACCAGCCGGAGAAAGAGGACUACCAGGAUAUCCGGGACCACCUGGAUCCGUCGGCCCUCACGGAAUUAGAGGACCGCCGGGUGAAGUGGGCAUACCCGGUAAACCUGGAAACGAAGGUCCUCCCGGAUCACAAGGACCAACGGGUCUUCCUGGACCGCCGGGGCCCACUGGGGAUCAAGGACCCGAAGGACCUGCAGGUAAACCGGGACAACCCGGAAUUUCUGGCAGACCAGGCGACAAAGGUCCUCAAGGUUUGCCAGGAUCGCCGGGAAGUAUGGGACCACCUGGAUUACCAGGUCCAAUCGGAGCUCCAGGACCUGCCGGAUUAACUGGCGAACGAGGUCCGCGCGGGGAACAAGGUCCCCCCGGACCGGACGGUCCAAUAGGAGAGAGAGGAAAACCGGGAGCUCCAGGUCUCCAAGGAGCUAAAGGAGAUCGAGGAGAUAUAGGAUUAAUGGGACCGAAGGGACAUGCGGGAUUAAUGGGUUUACAAGGUUUACCAGGAUCACAGGGUCCACCUGGAGAACGUGGUCUACCGGGAGAAAGGGGUCUGCCAGGAAAAGACGGAGACAUCGGUCCUCGAGGACCAGCCGGAAGAGACGGAAAUACCGGACCUCCGGGUGUGAUGGGUCCUCCGGGACCCAGAGGAGAAUCCGGUAAAGACGGAAGACCAGGACUACAAGGAUCCGCUGGACCUCCUGGGCCUCCGGGACCACCAGGCGAUGGAAUUAACUACGACGCCGCUAGUUUAGCCGCUCUAUUAUCCCAAAGCCAAUACAAUCAAAAAGGACCCGAUCCGAUGAACGACCAACCGCCAAGAAUAUUCGGUAAAGAAAUGACCCAAGAAGAGACUAGAGAAUUGAUAGACAAAGCUUUCGAACAACUAAAAACGUCCUUUGAAAAAUUGAGGAAACCCAACGGACAGAAAAACUCUCCCGGUAAAACUUGCAGGGAUAUCAAAGCGGCUUAUCCCGAUUCGCAAAACGGACAAUAUUGGGUCGAUCCCAACGGCGGGGACGUCGAAGACGCGAUUCUCGUCUAUUGCAAAAUGGAGGAGGGCGCCACUUGCGUAAUGCCGAGUCCGAAACGAUCACCGGAGGUUCAUUAUCAAGGGAAAGAACCGGAAAUGUGGCUCGGCGAAAUGCGACAAGGCGUAAAGAUGACUUACAAAGCCGACAGUACCCAAAUAGCAUUCUUACAUUUACUAUCAUCGAAAGCUACACAAAACAUAACGUACCACUGUAGAAAAUCCGUCGCUUAUUUCGACGCCACGCGACAUACUUUCAGAAGAGGAAUCAAACUGUUGGCUUGGAACGACGUCGAAAUCACGCCGAAGGGAAAACUUAAAUACGAAGUACUGUCCGACGAAUGCAGGUACCGAAAAGAUGCUUGGACCGAAUCGGUAUUGGUAUACAAAACGGACAAACCGCAAAGAUUACCAAUAAUUGACGUCGGAAUUCGAGAUACCGGAGAUCGUGAUCAGUACUUUUGGAUCGACAUCGGAGAAGUGUGUUUCUCUUGAAAAAUAAAUAAUUAUAUUCGUCAGUACUUAAUUUUUGUAAGUACAAACCUGUAUGCUACGUAUUAAGGAACGAGUACCACUUUGUGUUCAUGGAAAUGUAAUUUUAAUUUCGACUAAAAUAAAUAAUUUAGUAAAUAUGUUACACAUUCUUUUUAAUCAGACGUAACAUAUGAUAUUCG